Messenger RNA from Hylaeus anthracinus, 863 nucleotides. RefSeq lists its product as uncharacterized. Lineage: Eukaryota; Metazoa; Arthropoda; Insecta; Hymenoptera; Colletidae. The annotation marks the transcript as partial. The transcript is spliced from 4 exons. The record is from RefSeq and is a predicted model, not a curated record.
CUUUCAGAAACGUUAGGAGAAUAAUUCCUGCUAAGAGCUUUCAAAGUUCUCGAGAUUAAUUUUUAACGAGUACUAUACGGCUCCAUGUGUCUCGCGACGAUAAUUGAGGACAAUAAGGACUUUAGUCAGACGACAGAUAAUAGCUCACGUCUACGAAAUUAUUCAAGCAACCACUUUACGAUACGAACGAUAGCUAUACGAUCAUUUGAAACAAUCAUUAAAUUUUCUGCCUCGUUUCACAUAACAGCUACUCGAGUCUUCGAGUUCGUUUUGUUUCCACCAUGGACGCAAAGACAGUCGAAACGCAAUACUUGAAGAUCACCAUAAAGUGUGCAAAAUGGUGUGGAGUGUGGCCUUAUCAAAGUAGCGGUACAAAAUAUUUUACACGAUUUGUUAUAAUUGCAUUUACUAUUAUAUGUUUUGUUCUACAAUUGAAGGUAAUUCUGGCGGACAUUUUCGAUGAUUGGAAGACAAGCGGAUUGAAGGCCGAGUACGAUAUUAUGAACAUGUACGGAGAGAGAGCGGUGCUCAUUACGACAAUUUAUUUAGUGAAUGGUAUAAUUUCAUCGAUUACAUUUAUUCAAAUACCUUUGGUACCGCUUGUAUUGGACAUCGUCGCACCGCUAAAUGUGUCGCGAGGCAUAGGAUACAUGUUUCCAGCAUAUUACUUCGUCGACGAACAUAGAUAUUAUUACUUGAUAGUAGCGCAUAUGAUUAUUGCGGUGUCAGGAGUUCUUAUAUUUAACGUCGCCUUCGAUUCGACCUACAUGUAUAUCGUACAGCAUGCUUGUGGAUUGUUGGCAGUUUCUGGCUUCCGUUUCCGGAAUGCAAUCCAGGCUACUGUCGUUCAAAAAGAGAAGGAC